AUGUCCCGUGCCUCCAAGCUCACGCUGCUGGGCACGUCCCUCUUUGCCGCCUCGACUGUGGCCUUUGUCCACUUCCAGCAAGAAGCCGAGAAGACUGCCAUGCACCAAGGCGUCGUGCGCGACAUGGAGCAGCAGCGCAUCAAGCAGGAGCGGCAGCUGGACUUUGACACGCAGCGGGCACUCGAGCUCCAGUACAAACAGGAGCAGUCGGUGCACGAUGCCGUUGCCGCAGCAGACGCGGCAGAGGCGAAAGCGAAAGGAAAGGGGGCAUGA
Molecule: messenger RNA, 273 nt
Organism: Sporothrix brasiliensis 5110
Lineage: Eukaryota; Fungi; Ascomycota; Sordariomycetes; Ophiostomatales; Ophiostomataceae
Product: cytochrome c oxidase assembly protein
Exons: 2
Coding region: 1-273 (90 amino acids)
Biological process (GO): mitochondrial respiratory chain complex IV assembly
Cellular component (GO): mitochondrion
Source: RefSeq, a predicted model, not a curated record